AUGAGCCAAACAAAAAAAAAUGAUUGGAAAUGCCAUGUCUGUAAACCAAGGAAAUCCCCCAACAACACUUACAAAACCUUUGUCUUUGGGGAGAGCAACACAAACCAAAACAACGAAUCUCCAAACAGAAAUCUAGCAGAAUGUCAAGCCAACAAUGAGAAACAACAAAAGCAGCAACGAGUUGAUGAUGAGACUGUCAACAACAACACCAAACGUUUUAAAGAAACUGAGACAACAUCUACAUAUCAACAAAACGACAUAUCCGAACUCAAAACGGGCAUGGUCGACUUAAAAAGCAGCUUGCAGCAGAUCGUAACGAGCAUGGCAUCGCUAAGUGCUGAUCUGAAGUCGCAUAUGGACUCUGCAUUAGCCGAGAUGAACCGAAACGUAGCGACUAUUGCAGCACAAGUGUCUGAACUGCAAAAGAAAGACCAAGAGAAAACGGUACAAAUUGGUGAACUUACAAAACGAUUACAACAACUUGAACAAAAAGCAUUAGAAAAAAAUAUUGAAAUUAACAAUGUAGAGAACAUGGAAACAGAGCCUGAAGUUAUUGUUAAGAGAAUAACUGAUGCUCUCGGCGUGGAUAUGAGUGCAGAACACAUUAGUAAAAUGUAUAAAAUAAAGCGCAAGAAAAAAGUUGUUGUGGAAUUUGCAUCUCUGAACAAGAAAAAAGAGUUUAUGGGUAAACUAAAGGGUCAUCGCAUACAAGCAAGCGUGUUGAGAGAAGAAGAAAACAGCGACUGUGGAGGAUACAUAUACAUAAAUGAUGAACUUACACCGCACAAUAGACAAAUUUUAUGGGCCGCAAAAACAAAGGCCAAAGAAAAUGGAUGGAAAUUUGUUUGGGUGCGAAAUGGGCACAUUUAUGCUCGCAGAAAUGAAAAUUCUUCCUUUAUAAUAAUUAAUAAUGCAUCAGAGUUGGAACUAAUAACCGAAUCAAGUUAA
Stomoxys calcitrans (stable fly) is the source of this 948-nucleotide messenger RNA. RefSeq lists its product as uncharacterized. The transcript has a single exon. The record is from RefSeq and is a predicted model, not a curated record. NCBI's taxonomy places the organism in Eukaryota, Metazoa, Arthropoda, Insecta, Diptera, Muscidae. The coding region runs from base 1 to 948 and encodes 315 amino acids.